AUGAACCUUGGAUUGUCACCUGGAAGUCAUACCAUAAAGUACGCAGAUAAAUGUCUCAAGCGACGUCUACAGAAGCAGCAACGCCAACAACUUCCAUCAGUUAAAAGGCGCAGACUUGUUCUGAAACAGGAGCGUUCGAUUAACCAGGGAGCUCUUGAAGCCUUAGAAGGUGUUUCAUAUCAAUCUGAAGUUAGCCAUUCCUCCAGUGUUGAUAUUGAGAAACUUCCAGAUGCUGUCCCGCGUGGCAAUUUCAAACCCGUGAAAGUUGAAAGUGGACAACCUACAAUCAUAGCCAUAGACCUGGAAACUACAGACCUGAUACGUGGUUCUGUUAUGCCACACAUCACACAGCUGGCAGCAGUGGAGGUAAAGUCUGGUGCCCAGUUUGCAGUUUACACAAAACCAAAGAUGGCAGUUACAUCUGAAGCCCAAAGGGUAACUGGAAUAUGUGUUGAUGACAACGGCGAUAUAGUUGUGAAUGGAAAUCUGGUAGAGUCUAUUCAUAUUCAGUCUGCUAUUGAGAAACUGUGCAGGUGGCUUGACCAGUUUUCCAAUGUGUUUCUCAUUGCUCAUAACGGAAGGAGAUUUGACUUUCCAAUUCUCAUGACAGCUGUACAGAAAACCAAAACCACAGAUGUCUUUUUCAAAUCAGUAUUUGGCUUUGUCGAUAGUUUGUCUGUGUUUAGAAAGAAGUACCCUGGAGAGUCAUUAAAACAGGAACACCUUGCACGACAACAUCUUGGUAUGACAUACAAUGCCCACAAUGCAGAGGCUGAUGUUGAGGCUCUUGGACAUCUUCUAAAACUAUGUGAAGUGUCUGAUCUCCUAAACUUCAGUUUUUCUCCUGUGGCUGUGAAAAAUUCUUUACUGUUCAAUUGUGAAAAAUCGAAAAAUCUGCGCUCCUUUGAUCCAUUAAUAAGCAAGGGGAUAUGCAAACGUCCUACAGCAGAAAACAUUGCUGGCUCUGGUUUGAAUGUUGAACAUCUGAAAGUUUAUAUUAGGCGAUCAGGUGAAGAUGGACUUAGAGAUACAUUUACAGCUGUAAACUGCGAUGGCUUACCGAGAGUAACAAACUCAAAAAAAGUUCUGGAGGAAACUGUUCCCAAGUUUUGUCAGUAUUUUUAUCAAAUGUACCUUCAUAGACAUAGGUACUUGUAUGAAUAA
Messenger RNA from Mercenaria mercenaria, 1164 nucleotides. RefSeq lists its product as uncharacterized. The record is from RefSeq and is a predicted model, not a curated record. NCBI's taxonomy places the organism in Eukaryota, Metazoa, Mollusca, Bivalvia, Venerida, Veneridae. Gene Ontology annotation, molecular function: 3'-5'-DNA exonuclease activity; nucleic acid binding. The transcript has 3 exons. Bases 1 to 1164 code for a protein of 387 amino acids. Gene Ontology annotation, biological process: DNA catabolic process. Gene Ontology annotation, cellular component: cytoplasm.